AGGAGGAUUGGAGGGUUGAUGUGUAGCCGGCGAUAAGCGCUAACAGGCCGAUUGCAUUGCAUCAUAAGUUAGCUCUGUUGUUGCCUGAUGCUUCUUUCUGCCUCCCCCACUUCCCCCGGUAACAACCAUGGAUUCCUCAAUUCUAGAACCGAGCCAGCCCGUCGCAUCCGACGAAGUCGCCAUGGCUGCUGUGCGGGACCUGACAGACUCGAUCAAAGCUCUGAUCAAAUUGAUCGACCAGGCGAAUGAGAGACGCGAUCCGAGCAGAGUUCGAGAACAAGCCAGACAGAAUGAUCCGAUUCUCAGCGCACUCAACGAGGAGAUCCAGAAUGGACGGCCCAAGCAUGCUCCUCCAUCAAAACCAGUGCAGUUGAUGUCACCGGAGGAGAUUGAUGCAGAGAAUGAGGCUAACAUGGCGGAAUAUACGGACUUCUGGAAGGAGCACAAAUCCACACCCGCAGAAAGGCAAACCAUGGAGAGUGCGUACGAAGCGGCGUUUGAUCAGUUUCCUACCAUCUACCGCACGCUCGGAUGGCAUGGAAACGACGACAUCCUGUUCGAUGCCAAAGUCCUCUCCCGCUACCGUGACACGCUCCUGGAAGGGCUCUUCGCCAUCGAACCUCAUCGGAUGAACCGCAUUUUUGGCCCACUGGACACCUCGAGAGCAGCAUUCGAAUACUCUCGCCUCCCUCGCCUGCUUUCGAUUCUUGUUCGCAUGGAAGCUCGACGGAAUGAUGCCCUCGAAUGCCGAGAUGGCGUAUGUGUUGACUGUCGCUACUUUGAUGCCGACCAAACGCUCCGGGUGUUGAUCGAAGUCGGGCGGACACUGCGACUUUCCAGACUUGGCGGUCCCAAUGAAAUGACCCUCCAAGAACUCCUGGAUCGAUGCUAUGCUCGGCAUAUACUAUCACAGCCCGCCCCCGACAAGCCCGAGAUUCUUUGGUACCAACAUCAUCUUGUAUACGAUUGCCUGACGGCGUUGGAGUUCGAGUCCCAGUUCCGCGAGAUUCGAGACCCGCUAUCUCUCACGUUCUACCUCAGACACAAAGACGAGCCAAUUUACAAGAUUUUCGAAAUGGUCAAGUCUCAUCGCAGCGUGAUGAUAAGCAUAGAGCCGGUCAAAGAGCUUCCACUAGAUGAAGCUUCAAGCCCGACCUUUGCAGCGGAUACUUUCACAGUUCAGUACCUGCAAGACUUCGGUGGACUGAAUAUUGAAUGGACGGAUUGCCUGGAUGAUCAUCUGAAAAUCUUCGCCGGGCGGAAUGCGAUUCGGGUUUUCGCUCAUCCGACUUUUUUCUACAACGGCCGGGAUCUUCAGAAAAAGGACUACCUCGAUCCUAUCUACAAUGAGCUGUCCCAAACCUAUGCUCUAUUGUUCAGACCUUCGUCGAAUGGAGGCCUGGGGCAGUUGAGAAAGGUAAACAAAUCCGAAGAAGUUCCUUGGCCGGCUAGGAGGAUUGAAGUCAGCGAGCGACUUGGUACUAAGACAACACUACCUGGAACUUUCGAGAUCGAUGUGAGAAGGCCCUCGGUCAAACGCAUAUUGGAGAAUUUCCACCGCUGCUCUCUGCCACCGACAAUCCAGGCGGCGUUUGACAUCGCUGGUUCAGCCGCAAGGAUCAAGGGUGUUGGCUCUUUUGACCAGAAUAAGAUCACUCCCAAAUCCAUGCAAGAAAUCCACUCUCGCGCUCCGUAUUACCCGGAAGACAUCAAAUUCAUGAUCACUUCGAUCUUCCAGCAUGAUGUCCGUCCCAAUCAGGCUUUUUUACACUACGAGUACUUCGGUCCCCGCUUGCGAAGACUCAAAACAUAUCUUGACACACAACAGCCAAAAACACUCAAGCAAUUGUGGGUUGAUCGGAGAGAUGCUAGAGCGUGGUGGACAUUCUGGGGCGGCGCCUUUCUUUUACUGUUUCUGGUGCUUUCCGCUAUGAGUGCGGCUUUCCUAGCAGCAGUAGCCCGACGGCAUGGUUAGGCUCACGAUCCUUACGACGAACUUGGUCUUGAGUUAUUAUGGACUCAUAUGCUU
Aspergillus japonicus CBS 114.51 is the source of this 2029-nucleotide messenger RNA. RefSeq lists its product as uncharacterized. The transcript is spliced from 2 exons. The record is from RefSeq and is a predicted model, not a curated record. Bases 128 to 1975 code for a protein of 615 amino acids. NCBI's taxonomy places the organism in Eukaryota, Fungi, Ascomycota, Eurotiomycetes, Eurotiales, Aspergillaceae.